AAUACCAACAAACCCUGGCAUUGAAUAUUAAAAAUGAAAUGUUCUAUAAAUUCAAUUAUUUUUCAAUGGAAUAAAUGUCAUUUUCUCUGAUAUUUCGUUGCCGCGAAAGAUAGCGCAAUUGUGAAUUUUCACAGACUUUAGCCAUAUUACAGAAUUAUGUCUAGUAGUGUAAUUAUUGGACCUGUGCCUGGAAGUGAUUAUGAUCCUGAAAGUUUCAUUUGGGCUCUCACCGGCGUUUUCGGAGGGAUAUUUUUCUUAGGUCCGCUUCUUAUACCCGCCGGGAUUUAUCAGAGUCUUAUAAGAAUUACUAUCAUGACUGCUGCUUUUCACGUGUGGAUUGCCUGGGUCGUUAUAUACACUUCCCAAGUACAUCCCUUGUCUAGCCUUGUAAUGAAAAACACUACUAUUCUUUGGAUUUCUCAGACAUGGGGCAAUACUAAAAAUGUUCAGCCUCUCACGUUUCCAACAACGACAACUACGACGACAACAACUACAACCACGACAUCGAUAACAACAAGAACAACUACUACUACAACCUCGACAACCACCACAAUUAAAAAAACUACAACAAGAAAGACAACGACAACUACGACCACACCAUGGACCGGUGCGGGGCCAGCUCCAAGUACUACCACGAUGAUGAGGGUUACGCCACCUCCACCCACCACUAAACCUCCAUCGACUUUUGCAAAUGGGUCGCUUGUCCCCACCAAAUUGCCUUCUACUGUGACAUUUUUUUACGAACCAUUUGCAAGUACUAACCCACAUGAAUUUUUUAAAGUAUUUACGAACCCCAUGAAAUCUCGCAGUGGUUUGAUAGUCUUCUCAGUGAAAACAAGUAAAGAAAUAGAAUUGUGGUUGUCUGAUGUUCCAAGUCCGAGUAAAGGCGAAAGGAUUAUAGCUACGUAUGGAGUCGAUAAUAAGCACUUUCGAAUAGAGAGGUUACCACCUAAUAACGUUACAAGGACACAAUUUGGUGUGGCAACAAGUCAUCUUCAAGGUUCUGUGGACGAUGUUAUAAGUUCUACCGAGUAUAAAAGAUUCUAUUUUCGGUGGCGUAAUGGAGAGUAUUGGAUGGGCGAAGAUUACUUUUAUUUGUCAUCAGUCACAGAAUAUGUAGACCCAAAUGAGUUUCCUAUCAAAUAUGCGUCCUUUUUCACAGCAGAUCCAAAUGCCUCAUGGUUUAUCGAGAAGGGAAUUUUUGAAGAAGCUCCUGUUCCCAACAUACUUCUUCGCAAGUACAAUACAAAGCACGAGCUUCGACGUGAUUGGUCGAAUCGAACCAGCUAUUUCGUUGCGGAAGGUUCUUACAAAUUUUAUUAUAUUCGAAGUGAACCGAUUUGGGUGAGCGUGAAUAUUGAUGAUGCUGAAUACAGAGAGUUCUUUGUCCUUUUGUCUCAAACUUAUAUAAAACAUACGCCUUAUCUUUUGAUACACAUUGGGGGUGAAUACGGUAAAGAGUGCACGAUCUCGAAGAAUACACAAAUAGUGGUUCGUGUUGAUUGCAAUAUAAAAUGGCGUAAAAGGUCCUAUCUUAACUUUUGGGUAUGGUAUAGGAGAAGCCUCAUUGAGGUAUAUGCUGGUUAUGAUUAUAAAAAUGUAAAACUUGUCAUGACAUGGACGGACCCUGAUCUAAUAACGUAUAAAUUUUAUGGUUUACGCUCAAGUGUCGGCGAGUUCGUUCCUAUGCACAUUGAAGGUAAAAGACAGCAGGGACGUGAAGAUGACUAAAUAUAUGAAUUUGUCACAUUUCUUUGUUAUAUUCAGUUAAGCAUGUUAAGAAUCAUUUCUAGGUUAUAUUUAGUGAAGUAAGCACUGCACUUUGUGUUACAUAUAAGUUAUAUUUAGUUAAAUAAGCAUGAUAAACUAUACAACAUUUGUAUAUUAUAUAUUUGUAAGUUAAGCUCAACAUUCAGGAUUUCAAUAGCAAUUGUAAAAAAAUGGAUGUUGCUUUAAUUCUAUAUGUUUCAAAUAUAUUUUAAGUAAGCAUGUUACGUUACCAACGUACUAUAAUAAAGCUAUGUAUAUUGAAGUAGAAAGUUUUUUUAAAAUUAUAUUCUAAGUACGAUGUAAUUGCACCGCAAUCUUGAAAUCUGUCCACGCUUUGCUUGGUUUUUAGUCUCAAGUCGAAAUUACAUCAUCGUGGAUUGAAGCGCAAAAAGAUUCAUCAAUGGAUCUCCAGAUGGAUUUUGGCCAAAUCAUGGUAGGUAACAGCAGUGUGAAGGUGUCACGCACGAAG
Molecule: messenger RNA, 2239 nt
Organism: Plodia interpunctella (Indianmeal moth)
Lineage: Eukaryota; Metazoa; Arthropoda; Insecta; Lepidoptera; Pyralidae
Exons: 9
Coding region: 157-1731 (524 amino acids)
Biological process (GO): proton transmembrane transport
Cellular component (GO): proton-transporting V-type ATPase, V0 domain
Molecular function (GO): proton-transporting ATPase activity, rotational mechanism
Source: RefSeq, a predicted model, not a curated record